Ooceraea biroi (clonal raider ant) is the source of this 796-nucleotide messenger RNA. RefSeq names its product NADH dehydrogenase [ubiquinone] 1 beta subcomplex subunit 3 (gene ND-B12). Gene Ontology annotation, cellular component: mitochondrion; respiratory chain complex I. The record is from RefSeq and is a predicted model, not a curated record. Lineage: Eukaryota; Metazoa; Arthropoda; Insecta; Hymenoptera; Formicidae. Gene Ontology annotation, biological process: electron transport chain; mitochondrial respiratory chain complex I assembly.
GUGAUAAUAACUAUCGUGUGAAAUAAUAAAACAUCGCAAGAUGUUUUAUAAGUAUCGACGUAUUUAUGCUUCUCGUGAAACGCUUCUGAAAAUUAACCUCUACCAUAAGAAAAUAUUGUAAUGAUCAAACAUGAUUUGUGAGCACUGAACACCAUAACGCUCCAAUUGUUAUAUUAGAAUCCUUGCACUUGUACAGAGCGAAGUCAACACUUACUCUUAUACAUUUGUACAUGCAAUAUGAUAUUUAAGAAAAGCAUUAAAAAAUGAUCAAUAAUUGAAGAUGGGUCAUGGACAUAAACCACCAUACGAGAUACCUGAUCCUAGCAUCUUCAAGGUCGAGGAUGUACCGGACCUGAAGCGUGUUCAGGAACAGUUGGCCAAGAAGGGACUGAAGGAUCCUUGGUUGAGAAAUUAUGUAUGGCGGUACGAGAAGAGACCGUAUAAUACCGUAAAAACUCUACUUCGAGGCGCCAGAGUUGGUGUGCCAUUAUUUCUGAUUACCAUAGCUGUUGAACAGUACUUUGGUAUUGAUUAUUCAGGACAUCAUCAUGAUCAUAAAGGCGAGGGUCACCAUUAACUUCUAGAACUUUCUAGUUUAGAAUCUUGCAAUUAUAAUAGUGAUAACAUAGCUGUAAAGAUAUUACAGCUACAAAAAUAAAUUAUAAUGUAAAAAGUGUAUGUUCUUUUUUAAAAAAUAUUUCUGUAAAUUUAUGUUUGUUGAGACAUUAUGCGAGUGAUUAUAUAUUGUUGAAACAUUUAUCGAUUAAGGACUGUAAAAUAUAUAAAACUUUCUGUC